UGGAUUUAAGCCUCCAAAAGUUCAUGAGAAUAAUUCUAGGGGUUCAGAAUCCAUGGACAUAAGUUUUUUCAGUCCUCCGGAAACAACCACCUUCUUUCACAAAAACCCUCAAAAAAAUGAUCCUUAUCUAGACAUGCAAAGCACUAAUAACCAGCCUCAGAGUAGCCAUACAUCCACAAGCAUAUCAUCUGAUUCUGGUGAGCCUUGUGGAGAUGGAAAAUGGGCAUCGAGGCUGCUCAGAGAAUGUGCCACCGCGAUUUCUGAUAAGGAUUCUACCAAGAUCCGCCAUCUUUUAUGGAUGCUGAAUGAGCUUGCAUCUCCUUAUGGCGAUUGUGAUCAGAAAUUAGCAUCUUAUUUCUUGCAAGCACUUUUCUGUAAGGCCACGGAGUCCGGCCAAAGGUGUUACAAAACCCUAGCUUCGGUGGCAGAAAAGAGCCACUCUUUUGAUGCUGCUAGGAAAUUGAUAUUGAAAUUUCAGGAAGUUAGUCCCUGGACAACAUUUGGACAUGUAGCAUCAAAUGGAGCAAUUCUGGAGGCCUUAGACGGCGAAAACAAGCUCCACAUAGUCGAUAUCAGCAACACUCUAUGCACUCAAUGGCCUACUUUGCUAGAAGCCUUGGCAACAAGAAAUGAUGAAACCCCUCAUUUGAAGCUAACUGUGGUCAUAACAGCUAGCAUUGCGAAGCCGGUGAUGAAGGAAAUAGCUCAAAGAAUGGAGAAGUUUGCACGGUUGAUGGGAGUACCCUUCGAGUUCAACUUAAUUAGCGGAUUGAGUCACUUGGGAGGACUCACUAAACAGAACUUAAAUAUCCAGGAUGAUGAAGCUAUUGCAAUAAAUUGUAUAGGAGCCCUGAGAAGAGUUCAGGUUGAGGAGAGGACUGCUGUAAUCCAUAUGUUUCAAUCUUUUCAGCCUCGUAUUGUAACUGUUGUGGAAGAGGAGGCUGAUUUUACCAGCUCUAAGAAUGACUUUGUCAAGUGUUUUGAAGAGUGCCUUCGAUUCACUACACUGUAUUUUGAGAUGCUUGAGGAGAGCUUUCCACCAACAAGCAACGAGAGAUUGAUGCUGGAGAGGGAGUGUUCAAGAAGCAUAGUUAGGGUUUUGGCUUGUGAUGAUGAAAUUGGUGAGGGAGACAGAGAAUGCAGGGAAAGAGGAUCCCAAUGGACUGAGAGGCUCCGGGAAGCGUUUUCACCAGUGAGUUACAGUGAUGAUGUUGUUGAUGAUGUUAAAGCACUUCUUAAGAGGUAUCGGACCGGAUGGUCAUUGCAGCCACAGCAGGCAGAUCAUGAAUCAGGAAUCUACUUGGCAUGGAAAGAGGAACCUGUAGUAUGGGCUUCAGCAUGGAAACCCUAACAAAAUGGUCAUAAAAUUGUUUGAAAAAUCAAGCUUAGCAUUGAGAUUUAUUUAUAUUUGGAGCCAGGACAAUUGAACAUAGACAGAGUUUCCAUAGAUAGACAAUCCGUUUUGGUUUUUCUCCAUGAUCAUGCAUACAUGUAUCUUCUUCUUUUUUUACUUUUUCUUUAUUUUCC
Coffea eugenioides is the source of this 1527-nucleotide messenger RNA. Its product is annotated as protein SHORT-ROOT-like. The record is from RefSeq and is a predicted model, not a curated record. Gene Ontology annotation, cellular component: nucleus. Gene Ontology annotation, biological process: regulation of DNA-templated transcription. Bases 53 to 1351 code for a protein of 432 amino acids. Gene Ontology annotation, molecular function: sequence-specific DNA binding; DNA-binding transcription factor activity. NCBI's taxonomy places the organism in Eukaryota, Viridiplantae, Streptophyta, Magnoliopsida, Gentianales, Rubiaceae. The transcript has a single exon.